This is a messenger RNA of Penicillium soppii, 1566 nucleotides long. RefSeq lists its product as uncharacterized. The record is from RefSeq and is a predicted model, not a curated record. Gene Ontology annotation, cellular component: membrane. Gene Ontology annotation, biological process: transmembrane transport; carbohydrate transport. The transcript has 3 exons. Gene Ontology annotation, molecular function: carbohydrate:proton symporter activity. Bases 1 to 1566 code for a protein of 521 amino acids. Lineage: Eukaryota; Fungi; Ascomycota; Eurotiomycetes; Eurotiales; Aspergillaceae.
AUGAUGUUCAAGGGUGACUCGGCUGAGAUCCAGCAUGUCGAUUUCUCGCACUCCCAUCCCAGGAAGGCCAUCAAUGCCCAAUUGAUAUUCGCCUGUACAGUAUUCGGCGCGGCUUCAUUUUUAUUCGGCUUCGACGACAAGAUUAUUUCUCCGGUUGCUGCAUUGCCGGCAUUUGUCGAGAAGUUCCAAGGACCAAACCCGGUGUCUGGGAAGUACAUACUCACGGCACGCAAUCAAGAUCUCGUCUUCUCUCUUCCUUUGGUGGGUUCCGUGAUCGGAGGUUUGCUUGCUUCGCCAUUGAACUUCCACCUUGGUCGCAAAUGGCCGUUGAUUGCUGCAUAUAUCAUAUCCGUGGGUGGCGGAUUGCUUCAGGUUUUUGCGCCGAACCUAGGGGCCUUUAUAGGAGGUCGCUCGAUCAAUUCUGUUGCGCUGGGGAUUAUCAAUGCAACUGCCCCUUUGUACAUCGCCGAGGUUGUUCCCGCAUCUAUACGAGGGAGGUCUGUCAGUUCAACGAAUAUUUUGAACCUCACCGCUGGAGUGAUUGGCACGGUCGUGGUCUUCAAGACUGAGAAGAUCGACGGGAUCUUGUCAUAUCAGAUCCCGCUCGCCGUGCAAUGUGCUCUGCCAGUCAUUCUUCUCUUCUUGACAAUCCCUCUCCCAGAAAGUCCGCAAUGGCUUGUCGGAAAGGGCAAACUAGAGCGCGCUAGAGAUAGUCUUCGGAAACUGCGUGGAUUCAGCGACGAAGAGGUAGACGACGAGCUUCAUCUGAUGGAGCGAAGCGAACAGAACGAGCAUGAGAUUAACGCUCAGGUCAAAUUCUGGCACAUUUUCCAACAACAACACCUCAAGCGAACCAUAACUGCCGGAUCAUUCUUCUCCCUCAACCAAAUAUCAGGCAUCAUCCUUUCAACGACAUACGCAACCGUCUUUCUUCAAGAGAUAGGCAUCGGAAAUGCCUUCACACUCACCAUCAUCGCAUCCUGCUGCACAUUAGCUGGGACCAUUGCUGCCCCUUUCGUCAUCGACCGAGCCGGUCGCCGACCAACAGCGUUCGUCGGCAUGGGCAUCCUAUUCACAAUCGACGUCGCGGCCGGCAGCUUAGCAUUUUACAAAGGAAAUAAGCAAGCCAUCACGGCCAUCGCUGGGCUGUCCUUUGUAUUUAAUUUCUUCUGUGCAUCUUCUUUCUUCUCGUUGGCCAAUCUCAUGCCAUCCGAGAUGGCAACCCCCAAACUCCGCCACCACACCAUGUCCUACACUGUUGCCUGCGCUCAGACAACGGCCGUUAUCACCACGCUGGCUGUUCCACAGCUGACGUCGGCGGAUGCGGCUAAUCUCGGCGCGAAGACAUAUCUUGUCUUUGCGGGUUGUAUGGCUGCCAUUAUUGUCUUUUAUUACUUUUUGAUGCCAGAAACGCGGGGCAGGACUUUUGCUGAAAUCGAUGAAAUGUAUGCGGCUAAUAUUCCCAUGUGGAAAUGGAGAUCUUAUGAGACUUCGUUCCAGAUGAGGCCUCGGGGAUCGAAGGGGGUGGUCGGUAUAGAUAACUUAGAUGGAUUGAGGUCAUUGUAA